AUGAAAUUCAUUACACUAUGUUUUUUGGCUGUGGUCACGGUAACAUGCGCUUUACCAUACGAGAAGGAAGACAGCUACAAUGUCGAUGAAACUCUCGAAAACCGACGAGUUUUGCUGCCAUACUUGAAGUGUGCUCUUGAUCAAGGAAAAUGCACUGCUAAUAUGAAAGACAUGAAGAAGGAUAUACGGAAAUCAUUGACUUAUAAAUGUGUGGAAUGUACAGAAAAAGAAAGAAGAGACAGCCGAAAAGUCAUAAAACAUUUGAUAAACAAAGAAAACGAUUAUUGGCAGCAGAUAGUGGCCAAGUAUGAUCCAGAAAGGAAAGUAUCCGACGACUUUGAGAAAGAAUUCAAGGAAUAA
This is a messenger RNA of Diatraea saccharalis (sugarcane borer), 360 nucleotides long. NCBI's taxonomy places the organism in Eukaryota, Metazoa, Arthropoda, Insecta, Lepidoptera, Crambidae. The record is from the annotation of a GenBank genome assembly.